This is a messenger RNA of Stomoxys calcitrans (stable fly), 10444 nucleotides long. It is a transcript of the gene alpha-Man-Ia, whose product is annotated as mannosyl-oligosaccharide alpha-1,2-mannosidase IA. Bases 1790 to 4348 code for a protein of 852 amino acids. Gene Ontology annotation, molecular function: mannosyl-oligosaccharide 1,2-alpha-mannosidase activity; calcium ion binding. Gene Ontology annotation, biological process: carbohydrate metabolic process; N-glycan processing. Lineage: Eukaryota; Metazoa; Arthropoda; Insecta; Diptera; Muscidae. The transcript is spliced from 7 exons. Gene Ontology annotation, cellular component: Golgi membrane; endoplasmic reticulum. The record is from RefSeq and is a predicted model, not a curated record.
UCGAGAGCCUUACCUACUACUGCAACAAACGACAAUAUCGUCGCCAUUCUCAUUGCCGCCACCAUCACUUUGUUUUCGCCAAAUCCAAGGCGUCCAACAACAAACUUCUUUAAGAUCCUAACGACGAUCGGUGGUGAGGGAGCUGCCUUUGCAAUUAACAAGAAUAACAGCAACAACAAAAACAACAUCGAAGUUGGCGACAAGAACGACGACGGCCACCAACACCACCAUAUGUAUGGGCCUGAUCCCCACGAAUGUGUAAAAGCAACAAAAAGUGAUUUAUUUCUGAAAAUGUUCACAACCUCAACCAACAAAGGCUUAAAGAGAAGGAAAAGCAGAGAGCCAGAGAGUAAAUUUUUUAUGCAUGAUACACAACGACAACAAAAAAUGCCGGCUUAAACAGGGGGAGAUUAGUCUUACGAAGCGUACACAUUCAACCAAACAUAGAGAGUGAGAAACAAACUCCCAAAGAGAAGGAAAGAACGGGAGAGAACAAGAUCUGCUUGCAUUCCGCACUGCUGUAUUUGUCUAAGUUGUUGUUUCCUGCUUGCACAUUACUUGACAAGAUAUCAAACCCAACAGACCUUUGUUAAGCUCCACUCCCCCAAAUGUAAAAUUCAUCGAACGCGGUUACGUACUUAGUGAAGCGACGAGUGCGGGCUUAAAAAUUGUAGUUCUUGUUGUGUUGUUGAGUAUUUCAUUUUUUUCUCUCGGGCAAACACAAACUCAAUUCAAUAAACUAAACUUAAAAAAAGAAAAAAACUAAUUUUACCGAAUGGGAAAAAUCAUAUCCCAUCUGUUUGAUAAUAUUAAAAUUAUCAUGUACAAAUAACUUUCUUCAACCACAACUAUGCAAUGUGAAAAUCUGUCUUCUUUUAUAUCGCUGAGUGAAAAUAAAUGUUGAACUUAUCACAUUAUGUUUUAAAGUUUUCCUGAAUCUUUCUUUGAGAAAAUUACUGAAUGUAUUUGAAAUUCCUUGUAAAAAUCGAAAGAAGUUAAUUUGUGCACAAAGGAGUUUAAACAAAAUCCCACUUUGCUCGAUAAAAUCCCUCAAAAAUGCGUCAUUGAUACUUUUACACAUCUGAGAAUAUUUGUUGCUUCUCGAAAAUUUAAUCAAUUAGUGAUAGACACUAAAGGCAUUAUCAAUUAACUUUAGAAAAGCAAAAUUGUGAAAAAAAACAUUAAAAAUUGAAAACAUCCAGAAUAAAUCGAAACCAAGAAGAUCUAUUAGAAAUGCAAAAGUCGGUAUAACAAUAAAAAUCAAAAGAUUUCUGUAAACUAAAUAAAUCCCGUAUUCCCAAAGCGUGAGAAAAUCCCCAAUUUCUGCAAUUAAUUGUGAUGCUUUCAAAGUUUAUAUAAAAAAUGUAAUUAAUAAAAAAUAUCUAAAAUUUUAAGGUUAAAAAUUUUUAUGAAAAUCUCAUACACAAUAAGAAAUCUAAUCGUAACACAUAUGACACAGAAGAUGACACCAGAGUUACGUAGUUCUAACGAUUAGUCUAAAAAUAUAUUGCCCAUCUGCUAAAUAUACUGACAAAAAAAAAAAAUAUUGUGCCUUAUUGCAAAUAAGAAAUUUUUGUGAGUGUAAACGAUUGCGAUAAACGAUCUCUUUCUCUCUCUGUUGCUCACCUUUGCCUACUAAUCAUCAUCAGUGUUCCAAUUUAUCCGCUCAGGUGGCAGUCGUCGGUUCGGUAGUUUUGUCGUCUCGUCUCGUUACGAUAUUGAAUUGGGGUUUGUUCGUUUAACUUCAUCGUGCCUCGUUGUUUCACCGGUUGUGUGUUUACGGCAAACAAUGUGCACAAAAAAAUGUUUUCGCAUGCCCACGUUAGUCAUACUCGGUGUCAUUUUCACAAUCGUUUUGGUCUUCAUUACCGGCAUAACACUGACGAACAGCAUCAACAUUUCGAACAUUGUUAAGUUGCGCGAAAAGGUUGCCAGCGAUUCGGCGGCGGCCAAUAGUGCCAAUGCGGCCCAGACCAGGGCAGCUCUGGUCGAAACGCAAUACUCGACAUUGCAGCAGCAUCAUUUGUCGCGCAGCGACUUGAACUACAUCACCGCCAAUCAUCCCAAAAAUCUACAACGCUUCCAGUCAUCCUCCUCCCCACAGCAGCCGGAGCAGCAGCUGCAACAACAGCCAUUAUUGCCUCCUCAUGUGUCAGCAACUGCGACAGCGAAUAACCACAAUAAAAUUAUCAUUGAAAUCGGUAUCAGUAACUUUAGCCUGCCACAAAAGCCCUCCACGGCAGGCAAUGUCAAUAAAUCGACCACAUCUUUGACUUCGUCGUCCACAUCAUCAGCGUCUUCCACCGAUGCUAAUCAUCAUGGGGAGACCUUAGCAGCCGACUCGGCAACGCAUAAGGCCACAUCCGUUAUUGAAGAUUUAGUGGCGCCUUUGAAUGGCGCCAUUAUUGAUGGCCACAUCGAAUCCAUAUCAGUGCCAGCCACCUCGGAAAUUCGUCAACAAUUAAACGAAACUUUCAAAUAUUUUGGGGAAAAUUUUAAACAAUCCAAUGCAACGACGACUGUGUCCAAAACAGUGACAUCUACUUCUCAAAAUGAAACUACCUUAAAUUCCGAUAUAAUCACCGUUCCAACCCAGACACAAGAAAUGCAUUCUCAAAACAACAGCAGCAGUUCAAAUGUUGCUCAUCUUCCAUUAACCAAAAACGCCACAUCAUCAGCAGAGAUCUCAUUGUCGGCCGCACCAUCGCCAACAUCUGAAACAUUUGGAUGGCUUUUAAAUAAUUCCUUAAAUUCUUUAACUUCAGCAAAUGCAUCAUUUGCUGCCACGCUACCAGCAAUUACCAAUGAUACGGAAACGACGUCAUUGCCACCAACUGUUGGGCCGCCAUUUUUGGGUUCCCUGAUAUCGGCUGCUGCUGUGCCAGCAACAAAUCAAUUAAGUAUUGAAGAUCAUAAUCCCGGCAUGAUUGAUUUUGAAAAACGCAAUUAUGUUAAAAAGAUGAUGCAACAUGCCUGGCAAAAUUACAAACUCUAUGCUUGGGGUAAAAACGAAUUGCGACCCCUUUCACAACGGGCCCACAUCGGUAGUAUAUUUGGUUCUCAAGAAUUAGGUGCUACAAUUAUCGAUGGUCUGGAUACCCUUUAUAUAAUGGGCCUGGAGAACGAGUACAAAGAGGGACGUGAUUGGAUCGAACGGAAGUUCUCACUGGACAAUGUCACCGCCGACUUGUCAGUGUUUGAGACGAACAUUCGUUUCAUCGGUGGCCUGCUUACAAUGUAUGCCUUUACCGGUGAUAAUUUGUACAAAGAAAGAGCCCAACAUGUUGCCGACAAAUUAUUGCCCGCAUUCCAGACGCCAACCGGUAUUCCUUAUGGUCUCGUCAAUCCCAAAACAGGAUUGAGUAAAAACUAUGGAUGGGCUUCGGGGGCAAGUUCAAUUCUCUCAGAAUUUGGCACUCUGCAUUUAGAAUUUAGCUAUUUGAGCGACAUCACCGGCAAUCCUCUGUAUAAGGAAAGAGUACAAACGAUCAGACAGAUAUUGAAAGAAAUCGAAAAACCCAAAGGAUUAUACCCCAACUUUUUGAAUCCCAAAACUGGCAAGUGGGGCCAAUUACACAUGUCUCUUGGAGCCUUGGGUGACAGUUUCUAUGAAUACCUAUUAAAGGCGUGGCUUCAAUCCGGUCAAACGGAUGAGGAAGCUCGCCAAAUGUUUGACGAAGCCAUGGUUGCUAUUAUCGAUCAUAUGGUGCGCACAAGUCUAAAUGGUUUAACGUAUGUUUCUGAUUUGAAGUUUGAUCGAUUAGAACAUAAAAUGGAUCAUUUGGCAUGUUUUGCUGGUGGUCUUUUUGCAUUGGGUGCCAAUACGAGACAAAAUGAACACACGGAGAAAUUCAUGAGUAUAGGGAAAGGUAUUACGAAUACCUGCCAUGAAAGUUAUAUCAGAUCGACAACACAUUUAGGACCAGAAGCAUUCCGCUUUAGCGAAGCCGCCGAGGCCCGUGCCUUGAAAUCUAAUGAAAAAUACUACAUUCUAAGACCUGAAACCGUGGAGAGUUACUUAGUGCUCUGGCGCUUGACACACGAUCAAAAAUAUCGCGACUGGGGCUGGGAUGCGGUGCAAGCCCUAGAGCAGCAUUGUCGCACACCACAUGGCUAUUCGGGCAUUAAAAAUGUCUACCAAGAUGCACCACAAAAGGAUGAUGUGCAACAAAGUUUCUUUUUGGCAGAAACACUUAAGUAUCUGUAUCUCCUGUUUUCGGAUGAUUCGCUGAUACCCCUGGAUGAAUGGGUCUUCAAUACUGAAGCUCACCCUUUACCCAUUAAGGGAUCGAACAUCUACUACCGCCAAGCGGCGUCAACAUCCGCCGCAGCAACGAAUGCUUCCUAAAAUGCAAAUUUAGCCAAAUUGUGGGAUGUCUUAGAUUCAAAUCUAUUCCAUAUGCUGCUCGUAGUUGUUUUAAGUUUCUUUCUCUUUGUCUAUUACCGUUGUUUUCGGUAGACUCAUAUCCCAAUAUUGACAUUUGAGUUAUGACGGCUCAUGCGCCCCCUGUUCUGCAGGCGGUCAUGCAACAAAAUUGUAUCUUUUUAUCAAAACCGAUUGUUCUUCUUUCCCGCUAUUAUUUUAUUUUUGUUUUUUUUUUACCUAGUCAAGUAAAGUUGACUUCGUCUUUUAUUCUGUUUUUAAAUUAAUUUGAAUUUUGAUAUGAGACGUGUGUUAAAUAGCAGAUUAUGCCAAAGUUUCCAACAGCCUUAUGCUAGAAGGCUGAAUGAAGUUUUCAAAAUCAAAAACUAUCUUUUAUUGUCUAUUUAGAGUAAUGCAAUUGUCUGCCAUUUGACAUUGGGGUCCUUAUGAUCGAUCCUCUUUGUAUCGCCGGAUCAGCUGCAACAAUAAUAACUACAACAACAACAAAAAUAUAAACUUUAAAUAAUUCGCACACAUUUGUAGAACUAACUAUCGAAUUUUCAACACCCUCUGUAGAAUUAUAUAAUUUUGUAUGAUAAUUACCAUUUAAUAUUACUAAAGAACUAUGAACAAAACAAAACAAUAUUUCAACAAUAAACGUAAUAAUGACAAAAGGUCAAUCUCUACAAUUUCAAAUCGCAUGCACCAUUUUUAGUUUGUUUUUAUAUACAUACAUAUAUACGAGUGUGUAUGUAUAUUUUUUGUAGCAUAAUUUUUUUCUCGCUAAUUUAAUAUCUUAGUUGUACGUUCAUAUAUACUGCUUAGAUAUUACUUAGAAUUUAUAAUUGUUUGAAUUUUAGUUUAUUUAAUAUAUAAAUAUGCAUCGUUUUUGUUCGUAAUUUAUAUUAUGUAUGUUAAUAUUAUUAAUAGCAAGCAAUGUUUCCUCUUAUGUUUUAAAUUUUUCCUAAAUAUUUGCAACCGAGGCAACUUCCGUAUUCAAUCUAAUUAAGUUCAAUUUGUUAAACAUAUAGCAAGAAUUUUGAAGUACACAAUUUAUGAAGAUUAUGACGAAGAAGAAUAGAUAUUUUAUCAAAUACAUCCAUAACGCACCCACUCGAACAUACUUUGUGUACGUGAAAUAUCCAAAUGCCGUGAUAUAAAGAUUUUCUUAUUUUUAAGCAGGAGGUUAAAUCAAAAAUAAAAUUAAAACAUUUUGUUGAGAAAUGUUCUUCAAUUACAAUUUUAAACGAAAUUUGUAUUAUUUUAUUCCUUUGCUGUUUGUAAAAAAUGUGUCCAUUUUACAUAAAUGUAUUUUUGCUGUAGUUCAGAAUUUGCCAAAAAAAAAAAUGUUUUGAAUAUUUUAACUUUGCACCUCUUUUAUGGAUGAUAUUAUUCAAUAACUCUGCAUCAUUGGUGCUGUCUCGUCUCCUCUAUUUUCCUUCUUCAAUGCCUGUAAGAAAAAAACAAUCUGUCAUAAAACUGUGCAUUUCGAACACUUCCGCAACAUCUAACGACGAUAACAUGAUCGGGGAAUCUAUGUCGAUUUACUGUAUUACUUGUACCUACCAUAGGAUUUGUCCUACAAAUGUGAUCUACAAUUCAAAUUUAUUAGCCAAAAAUGUUUAGAUUUUUUUCUAGUUGUGUAAAAGAACCCGCUUGUCGACAGGGACUCAUGCCAUUUCUAUGAACAUGAAUUGAUUGAUUGACUACAUGUUAUUUAAAGCCUAUCUGAUGGCCCAUAUGAACAUAAAUUACAAAAUUAUCUACAGAGAUAUUAACGGCCUUAUUCACAAUAACAUUUUAUUAUGAGUUUAAAAUCUCAUUAAACUAUUCGCAUACCUAGUUAUGGCCUAAAACUUGGACUGCCUUGAAAGGCUACACAUUCACCAAAUUUAUUGAUAGCAGUUCUCUAGCUCUUACAGUCAAGAGGUCAUUACUCCACUAUUGCCCAGCACCAAAUCGUUGGGGAUUUGGCAUUCCCCGGGAAGGAAAGAACUCCAAGACAGUGCGUGUCACCAUCUUAGUCCCGGCACGUGAACAUUGAGGUCCGAUCUGUUUGGCGUUCUUCGCUGUCACGAGAAGCUUCGCUGCGAACAAUCAGCGGUAUCGAGCGGAGAGUCGCAGUGAAAAGUCGGAUGGGACCGGCUCUUCCAAAAAUAUUGAGUGCCGAUGAUCCUCGAUAUGACAAGGCGAGUUAUUGACGUAACCAUCUUGGUUGUUAUUUCCCUAUUGGUUAACUAACUGUCCAUAAAAACGUUCACCCUCGAUUUUGCGUUGACACUGCACCAUCUCAGGUUUGUAAGAUUUUCGCGUCCACAGGUCGUCGCGGACAAUCAGGUAUCGAGCGGAGUCUCAGUGAGAGGUCGGAUGGCAUCGGCUCUUCCAAAAUAUUGAGUGCCUAUGAUCCUCGAUAUGACACGGCGAAUUAUUGGCGCAACCAUAUUGGAUGUUAUUUCCCUAUUGGAUAACUAACUGUCCAUAAAAACGUUCACCCUCGAUGUUUUUGCGUUGACACUGCACCAUCUCAGGUUAUUGGCGGUGGUUUGUAAGAUUUCUUAAAAUAUUAUGAUAAUGUCAUGUUCAGAAAAUGCGUCAAUUUCCUCCUUAAGCCAAUUUCCUCCUUAGGAAUAGUCGCGGAAAUUUUAAUUGUUCCACGAGCCCAAUUUAACAGCAAUCAAAUAUUUUUGUUUCCAUACCAAAACACUUUUUUCUGCACUUUUUGUUUUCUCUACUUAAUUUUUUUUGCACAUAAAGAAAGAAGAACGAACAGUUGAAAUCAAUAAAACAUACAAAUAUGGUUACAAUGGUACAAUGGUUUCAAGUGUUGCCACUUUGCUUUUUUUUUGUCAUUUUCCUCACGAUAAGCAGAGUACUAUUACUUUUCCGCCUGUUUUUAGCCAACGUUUCGCCGACGUUUUUUUAUUUGGAGUUUGACAGCAUUCCGCUCAAAAAGCUGAACAUAAUACUCAGCUUUACACUCUAGGCCUGUUCUUGGUUUUACCGUCUUGAUUGUAAUGGCCCUAAGGGCCGAGAAGAUAUUCACACUCGGCAAUCUCGCAUUAAAACCGUACCACCAGACACGUUUCUGCUAUGGUCAGCGAGAGGAAACAGAACUCGGUCCAUGAGUUCGCAAUACAGGCGACUAGACGAGUUCUUUCUUCUAGCUUUGAUCCGUCCGCGAAAUAUUAACUAUUAGAUUUCAAUCAACAGUUGAUUGUGAUGCUAGAAAAAAUGUCUCAAACUCGACCUCAAUUGUGGUUCUUAUUGUCGCUAGAUUCGUUUGUGGUCCUCGUCAAGCAUGCUUAUUCCGGUCGAUACGAACGCAAUGACUGCAUUAUAGCCAUUGGUUAUUUAAAGACGCCAAUAACUCGCCAUGCACAGAAAAAUAUAACUCUUAGAAAAAACCAACUACCCAAUUUCUGUGUGAAAUUUUAAAUUCUCAUCAAAUUUUUGCAUUGAAUCGAAGACAACUCAAACACAACACAAAAACUCCCAUGGCAUUCACGACUUGCAAACACAGGUUCAAGUCCCCCGACAAGACAAAAUAAAUUAAUAUUUAUUCAUUAAACUUGUUUUCGAAAAUUUGGCAUAAAAAAUAUGUAUUUCGUAUUCACAGAAAAAUUUUAGAGUGGUUUUUACCUUUUUUUAAAUUAAAUAAAUUGAGAUACUUAUUACUGUGCAGCAGUACUUAACGAGUUAUUUCAUUAUAAAGAAGAUGAUGUUGGUAGGCUAGUGGAUGCGUACAAGACUACCAAACAUGCGUCACCAAAAUUAUCGAAAUUUUUAAGGGUAAUAAUAGAGAGAGUGGCAGAGAGUAGCGAACGAAUCGGACAAAGAAAAUAAAAACACACCAGCAGCCGAAGCAAAGCACAUGCGGCGGGCUGGUAGAUGUUUUUUUUGUCUUGCUUAUGGAUGCUGUUUUUGUUGUUAUAUGAUGGCUUGAAAAGAGUGCCUUUCAACAACAAAUUUGUACUUUGGGUCGUUGGGAUUCAAAAUAAAUUAUUGCAGGAAAACUGCCAACUUCCGUAGAUGUUUUUUCCACCAAAGUUGCUGCUUUUCAAAAUUAUUUUUAUCUGUGUGUCAUAUCGAGUAUCACAGGCAGUCAGUAUUUAGGCAGGAGUCUGCCGGCCGACCUCAUACUGAGAAUAUCUCCUCGAUAUCGUUGAUUGUUCGCGACUGCAGUUGUAAAUCACACAAAACGAAGCGUAGAAUUCCAACCCGUGUGGUGCUUCCGUGUCGGUUUGGAUCAUCAUAAUUUUUUUUAGCACCACGAGCCUAAGUGAGAGCAACACUACCGUUGAUUUUAUAAAUCUUUAAAUUGAUGGUCCAGGCUUAAAAACGGGUCCACUCUUUGUAAAAUCUGAGUCGGAGUUACGGAGUUAACAGUUUAAAAAUUGGCUGGAAAUUGGAACGCAGAGUACACUUAUGUUAUGGAACAACCACAUCAAGCAACGUACAGGUAUAACAACUUAAAUAAAGAACAUCAAGAAUAACAUAUUUCGUAGCUACCUACACAACCACUGUGAUACAGGGAAUUAUAACUUAAUGAUUUUUUUUGUAACGAGAGAGAUGGAACGAGAACGAGAAAAGAUGGACCCAUUAAUAAUCGAUGAUCGACUCGUAAUCAUUUUUUGAUUCCAACUAGCCAUGUAGUUUGUCUACCAAAGGCCUGCACAAGAUAAUUUCCAAAACACACUUUUUUAUAUGAGACAGACACGACAACGAUUUUUGUGAUCAGUUCAUCUUUUGAAAAUGACAGCGAGACGCUUUCAUAUGACUCAGUGUGCGGCGUGUUAUGACCCUCCCCCUUUUGCUAAAAACACAACACAAAAUCAAAAGUGGACCGAUCUGGACAUCAAAUGAAAGAUAUUGGAGAGUAGAAUACGAAUAUGGCAUUAAAAUAUCAGUCUAAGUACCUAUCGGGCCGCCCCAACCCAAAACUCCCCCAAACAGACAUAUUGGGGCUCAAAUGAAAGGUAUUCGGGAGUAGAUUACGGGCAUAUGCCCAAUCAUAACUAUAUGGGACUCCGUUAGUUUGUUUGUUCCGUAGAAUCAAAAACGACUGAACCGAUUUUCUUAAAAUUUUCACAGAUUGUGUAGGUUUGUCUGGAAGAAAACAUAAGCUUUAUAAUUCUUAGAUAUCGGACGUGGGCGGACCCUUCACCUUACCACAAAAACGCCACCCAAAACCAAUAGUGAACUGGUAGGCACAAUAUGGGUAUCGAAUGGAAGGUAUUGACUAGAAAACGAACAUCGUAUUAAAAUUUGAUCCAAGUACCCAGAAAGUCGGAUACAAUCGACUUUCAUGUCACUAUGGGACUCAAAUGAUAAGUAUUCCGCAGAAGAUUACAAAUAUGGCAUACAAAAUUAGGUCCAAGUAAUGGGAGGUCGACCCACCCCCAACUGACCAUGGCUAUAUGAGACUCAAAUGAAAGGUAUUUGGCAGUAGAUUACGAAUAUGAAUAUGAGAUUGAGAGUAAAGGAACGAAUUUGAUAUUUGUUUUCAGGACAAUGUGCCGGUGGCCGCCCCAGCCCCAAAACACCCUCCAAACGCUUCAUAUUUACCAAACAUGGCAAUAUGGGGCUUAAAUUAAAGGGAUUUGUGAGUCGAGAACGAAUUUGAUAUCCACAUUUGAGUCGUAAUGACUGAGGUUCCUUCAAAAUCACUUCUUUCCUUAAAAUCACUUUUCAUUGCCAUAAUUUUCAAAAACAGUAGAUCUCGGAGAUUGGUAAUGUAAUACUUUCGAAAUAUUUUUGCACUCUCACAGUCACCAUAACCAAAACAUGGUUUCUAUUGGUGAGGUCGGGUGCCUUGGGGGCCGCCCAAAACCCGCCAAAUGGAUGUAUAGAUCAAUCACGACAAUUUAGCAUUGCGACACCUCUUUGGGGAGAAUUUUGUAUAGGACCAUGCAUGACAUGGCACCUCGCAAAUGUCGCCAGCAUUAAGAGGGGGUAAAAACAGCUUUAAAUUUUGUCCGAUGUUCUCGCCAGACUUCAAACGCAUGCGUUCAACGUCAUAGGCUACAGUGGCACGAAUUCGAUAUCCACAUUCGAAUUUGAUAUCCACAUUCAGGGCCAAGU